UUAUAUUAUGAUUGUAACUUCGCUGCUACUCGUGUGGUGCAUGACAUACGCGCAUGCGGAGACCUUGACCGACUUAACUGAAACGAAUGCUACGGUUACGGGAGUCGUUGAGCCCGCUGGGAUGUGGCGUCAGGCCAGAAGACGCAGCACUCUGGAGGAUACUUGCAUCACCACCAGCGGCAUUACGGGCACCUGCCUCUCCCGUUUCAAGUGUAUGCGGCAAUCGGGCACCGUCAAUGGCUACUGCGGCACCUACGGAGUCUGCUGUGAAACCAACAUGCAGAGUGGAUCGAGCACGCGUCAGAAGCGAACCAUCAUCAAGAACCCCGCAGCACUGACCGGCGAUCUCAGCACCUACACCAUCGAGGCGUUCAGCGUUAACGUCCAGCAGCUGCGCAUCGACUUUGAGCAGUUCGAGCUGCAGCAGCCCAUCCUGACGGACUCGAUGCUGGAGUGUCAGGACUACUUCGAAGCUGGUGGCUUUAAGCUGUGCGGCGUCAACACGGGCCAGCACAUCUAUCUACCUUUUAAUGUGGCCGCCGGGAUCGAGCAGGUGACCCUUACCUUUGCGGUACCCACACGCUGGACGGGCACCAAUUGGCGUCUGAUUGUGACCCAGCUGGAGGGUCCUGCGGCCAGCACCAAGCGCCGCUCUAGUGCAGCGAGCUCCUUCGCCGGAAGCACCAACACGCUACAGGAUCUGCGCAGCAUCUUCGCCUCGCACCACGCGGACUACGAGCUGCUGGCUCCGGCAGGCUGUCAGCAGUACUACACGGAGCUGACGGGCACUAUUCGCAGCUUUAACUACCAAGCGAUGAUUGGCAGCAACUAUAUGCCCGAUCUGAACUAUAAUAUCUGCAUCAAGUCGGUGGCCAGUGCCAGCAUGAUUGAAUACGCCUUCAGCAAAUUCUCGACGGCGAUGCAGAUUGGAGAUACGGAGGGCUACGACGAGUUCUGCCGGGCCACCGUCCACACGACGGGCAGACAGGAGGACUACCUCAUGAUACCGCAGGGCAUUCUAGCCAAGAACACCGCCUAUCAGCCCACCUACUACUGCGGCACCAAUGACAACCUCUUGGUCUAUGCCUCGCCGCCCUACCUCAUGCACUUCUCCAGCGACGAGAUGACUCUGGACGAGGCCGUGGAGACGGGCUUCAGCCUGACGUAUCGCCUCAGGACCUCAAUCCUGUAGUCCUGCAGUCCGGUAGUCGGUUGACUGGCAGUUUGUUUUAAGUGGCCAUUUAAAUAGGUUUUGAUAGUUUUUGUAUCAGGCUAUCCUAGAAUUUAAUAAACUAGAUUCGAAUGUCUUUA
Messenger RNA from Drosophila persimilis, 1311 nucleotides. RefSeq lists its product as uncharacterized. Lineage: Eukaryota; Metazoa; Arthropoda; Insecta; Diptera; Drosophilidae. Bases 8 to 1192 code for a protein of 394 amino acids. The record is from RefSeq and is a predicted model, not a curated record. The transcript is spliced from 4 exons.